AUGAUACUUACGACACUUCCUCGGCCCAAAAUCGCUGUAGCUAUUGGAUCAGUCUUUCUAAUAGCAGUAUUCCUCCUCUACUCAAGGGCGUUGCCGUACCCAGUCUUGGCAAGCCAGAAGCAUGCGCUGCUAGAGACAGAAGAUGCGGGCUUAGCCUUUCCCUACGACCCCGUGCCGCGGCGCGACUUUGCCUCUCUGUCCAGAUACCCGGCGCAAAAUGCAAACGAGCCGUCCAAGUUUGCCUUCUCCACGCUGUAUUGUAGCCGGAAUCCCGACGUUCGCGGCCCAUAUUUUGAGUCUACACAGUCCAUCAUCUGGCGGAUUCUGUGGUCGGAAUACAGAUCUAAAUACCCCAUCAUCAUCUUUGUCUGUCCCUUCAUCCCCGAGAAGAACCGCCAGAUAUUCAGAGGACAAGGCGCAAUUGUAAAGGAGAUUGAGCUGCUGGACAACAUCAUACCUGACGACAAGAUCUCGACAAAGCGAUGGAUAGACGUGCUGUCGAAGCUGAAUCUGUGGAAGCAAAUCGAGUGGAAGCGCAUCGUAUUCCUCGAUUCAGACGCCUUCCCCGUAAUGAACAUUGACGACAUUUUCGACCUCCCAGAGCAGCAGUGCAAAAAAGACGCACUGCUCCCAGAGGACAAGGCUGUUGUAGACAGCGAAAGGGGCAAAGACAUGUGCAGCUACAUCUACGCCGGCGUGCCGCACUUCACCAUUGACAACAUCAACGCCGGCAUGUUCAUCAUGAAGCCGAAUCUCGAUAUGCACGCCAAGCUCAUCAGGGCGGCGAAACGAACAGAGGACUAUGACGUGCGGUACAUGGAGCAAGGUGUGCUGGGGUCCAAGAACGCCUUUGCGGAAGAGGGUCCGUUCCCGGUGAACCGGCUGCCGUCAGUCUGGAACACGGUCCCGGAGUAUUAUAAGGAGCACCUCAACAAGGGACCAGGAUCAACCGAGCCGCCGAUACGGAUUCUGCACGCAAAGAUGUGGAACCGGUUUUGGGGCUCGUGGAACAACUUGACGCAUCUAAACGACGUGUGGGAUCUGGACUGGAUGAAGAUGUGCAGGUUCUUUGAUUCAGACGAAUUCCUCCAGGCGAGGACUACGGGCGUGUAUGAGACACCGUUGGAGAAAUUUGUAAAGGCCCAGGCUCAGGCUCAGGCUCAGCAGAACCAAAGUCAGAGUCAGAAGCAGGGCAUGGCGUCAUAG
Molecule: messenger RNA, 1206 nt
Organism: Pochonia chlamydosporia 170
Lineage: Eukaryota; Fungi; Ascomycota; Sordariomycetes; Hypocreales; Clavicipitaceae
Product: meiotically up-regulated protein
Exons: 1
Coding region: 1-1206 (401 amino acids)
Molecular function (GO): glycosyltransferase activity
Source: RefSeq, a predicted model, not a curated record